AGGGCGUUAGCGGCGCUGCUGCUGAUUCAAGAUGUCUGCGCUCUUGACGAGUCAUUUAUCGAAAUGUACAUCGAGCAACUUUAGUUGCCAAAAACUUUUGGUGCAAAAUGUCAAGUUUAAACUGCCAGCCAACCUGUUAAGGAGUAGAUCACUUCACAGUCAUUCAAUAUUGUACAGGAGCACACAUAGACAUGAGCUUAAAACGUUUUCUCAGACGUUUAUCAACUCACAUACCCGAAAGUUUUUGAAAGUGGAAUAUUUAGCAUGCAGUGGAAUUUCCAUACGAUUUAAUAGUAACGGUACAACAUUAACAGAUGAGCUCUCACCGGAUUACAUCCCCCCACCACCACCAAUACCAGAGAUCACAGACACGUCAACAUCAACAGGAGAUGUCAUAUCAUCUCCAGAUGUAGGUGACAUUAUCAGUGCAGUAGGAGAGCCAUCAUUUGCAGAAUUGGGGCUUGGUGGAUGGGGACCGGUAGGCAUUGUCCAGAACUGCCUGGAGUGGCUUCAUAUAUCAACAGGACUACCAUGGUGGGGAACUAUUGCUGUAG
Priapulus caudatus is the source of this 554-nucleotide messenger RNA. Its product is annotated as mitochondrial inner membrane protein OXA1L-like. Gene Ontology annotation, molecular function: membrane insertase activity. NCBI's taxonomy places the organism in Eukaryota, Metazoa, Priapulida, Priapulimorpha, Priapulimorphida, Priapulidae. Gene Ontology annotation, cellular component: mitochondrial inner membrane. Gene Ontology annotation, biological process: protein insertion into mitochondrial inner membrane from matrix; mitochondrial respiratory chain complex IV assembly. The record is from RefSeq and is a predicted model, not a curated record.